AUGGACGCCGAUCCCAUCUCAAAGCACGGCCGGACGGCCCAACUUGCUCUAGACACAAAAUAUGUCUCGUCGACAAGCUCGGAGCCCAGUCAGAAUGCCCUCAAGAGCGCCAGGCCCUCCUCCGGCUCCUACGAUAGCCCCCUGAGGCAGCAUGCUCGCCGUGUCAAGGAAACCCUCAAUGCCCAGUCGACGUAUACCAACAGCCAGGACGAUAACACCGCAGAACACCGUAUAAAUCAAUACUUGAUCAAGCAGGAGAUUGGCAGGGGCUCGUUCGGUGCCGUCCAUCUAGCUACGGAUCAGUACGGACAGGAAUAUGCAGUUAAAGAAUUCUCCAAGUCACGACUACGGAAACGCGCCCAGUCCCAUGUUCUACGCCGUCGACCGGGUAGGCAUCCUGGCGUCCAGCCGGCAGGUGUUGGCUUCAAUUCACCGCUCCAUAGACACCCGUCUGGACUCGACGAAGCCGAGAAUAGGAAUUCACUGUACCUUAUCAAAGAAGAGAUUGCCAUCAUGAAGAAGCUCAACCACAGCAAUCUUGUAUCGUUGAUAGAGGUGCUAGACGACCCCACCGAAGACUCGCUCUACAUGGUCAUGGAGAUGUGCAAGAAGGGAGUCAUCAUGAAAGUCGGCCUUGGUGAACAGGCAGACCCGUACAGCGAAGAAAACUGCCGCUGCUGGUUCCGGGACCUUAUCCUGGGUAUCGAAUAUCUACACACCCAGGGAAUCGUGCAUCGCGAUAUAAAGCCUGAUAACUGCCUAUUGACUAAUGACGACGUCCUCAAAAUCGUUGACUUUGGUGUCUCGGAGAUGUUUGAAAAAACUUCUGAUAUGUAUAUUGCCAAGUCAGCUGGGUCGCCUGCUUUUAUCCCGCCAGAGCUGUGUGUGGCCAAACAUGGCGAGAUCUCCGGUCGAGCGGUAGACGUAUGGUCCAUGGGCGUAACGUUGUAUUGUCUUCGAUACGGACGUAUUCCGUUCCACACAAGCAAUAUAUUUGAUCUGUAUAACUCCAUUAGAGAAGAUCAGGUGGAGCUACCGGGUGAGACGAACGAGGAUUUUAAGGAUCUCAUGGAGAGAAUUCUAGAGAAGGACCCUACGAAGAGAAUCACCAUGCCGCAAAUAAGAGACCAUCCGUGGGUUACCAAACGCGGUGCAGACCCCCUUUUAUCCGAAGAGGAGAAUACUGCGACCCUCGUAGGGCCGCCAACAGACGAAGAGAUGGAUUCUGCCAUCACAAAAAAUCUCGGACACGCACUUAUAGUAGUAAAAGCCGUUCAGAAGUUCAAGAGACUCAUCAAUGAUGGAAGCCCACUGCAGAUGGAAAGCAUUCUCGGCGAGGGCGAAGAAGCACACUUCGUCAAGCCCCCUCUUAUCAUGGGAGAGGAGGAAGAAGAAGAGUUCAGUGCAGUCUUGCAUCAUCGGAGUAUCAAAGAGCACGUCUAUCCAAGACGGCCGAACCAACCCAAGCGACCAAGCCAGGGAACUACCGAGAAGCCAUCUCACAUCUCACUCCCAUCUCCAAACACUGUUGAAGUCUGCCAAUCACCAUCACCCCAAUACCAGACCACUCCCAGGGCCAGUUCACCAACAAAAUCAGCCGGCCUAGAAGGAACUCGUGGGCAUGCCCGUGAUCCGCUAGAGGAAGAAAUGCUAUUUCUCAACAUUGGCCCGUCAAAUUUCAGCCCUGACUCCGAAGGCUCGUCAACCCAGCCUAAUCUCGCCGAAGACAAAAUUUCCAUAUCCUCAGUAACUGACGGGAUCCACAUACCUCCCAACCCUCUCGUUGCUGAUACACCCAUGAUUGUCAGCGAGUCUCCUCCCGCAGCAGACUAUGAUAUCUAUGAGACAGCGUACAAGGAGAUAAUCGACCGAAUCACCAACCAGAGCCGUGAACGUCAAUCGCCUACGCCAAAGGUAUAUCUCAACCGAAGAGUUGAGAAGAAAGCAACCGGCGUCUCUGGCCUAUGGACGCAAGCUAGGAAGGAUAGCAUGAUGUCAGGUUCAUCUAAUCCUUCAGUCCUCACCGCUACCGCCCCUAAUCGCCCUCCUCCUCGUCCUAGCCCUAUUAAGCGAUUCACAGCUGCUGCUGCGUCUUUCGCCGCAUCCUCGGGCCAACGGUCACCGUCACCGUUGGCAGUGGCUGUUGCCGUAAACGAUGAUGGAGCCGGAUUAAGUCAAGGGACCAAUAUUAGUCCUAUACAAACCUCCGCAUCGCCAAUACCCUGUUCUUCAUCUGUACCUGCGACAACUGCGUCCCCCACCGCUCUCUCUCCCGUCGAAGACGCCAAAACGGGUCUAUAA
Arthroderma uncinatum is the source of this 2301-nucleotide messenger RNA. RefSeq names its product CAMKK/META protein kinase. The record is from RefSeq and is a predicted model, not a curated record. Gene Ontology annotation, cellular component: cytoplasm. NCBI's taxonomy places the organism in Eukaryota, Fungi, Ascomycota, Eurotiomycetes, Onygenales, Arthrodermataceae. Gene Ontology annotation, biological process: intracellular signal transduction; protein phosphorylation. Bases 1 to 2301 code for a protein of 766 amino acids. The transcript is spliced from 6 exons. Gene Ontology annotation, molecular function: ATP binding; protein serine/threonine kinase activity.